AGAAGAUUAAUCAAAUUAUGGCAGGAGGAUCAUAUAGAAGUAGCCAUGAUGAUAAUUCCUUUGAGGUGUUUCUAGAAAGUUGGCUAAUUAGGCAAGAACAAUACCUAAAUGAACUAAUUGUAGCACAAGAGACUUUUGAUGAAGAAGCCCAAGAAAGUGAUAUAAAAGACCUCAUUUCUAGAGUUGUAGCUCAUUAUCAAGAAUAUUAUGAAGAAAAAUCAAGAAUGACUCAUAGGAAUGUUUUACGAGUCUUUUCACCUACUUGGUUCUCUCCCCUCGAAAGAAGCAUCUUAUGGAUCACCGGGUUCAAUCCCGGCUUAGCGUUCAAUCUGGUAACUGAAUCGAUUAAGGAUUUGAAUGAGCAUCAAGUUGAGAGUAUCAACUGGCUGAGACACGAAGCGAAGUUUCAAGAAAGGUCCCUAACGGAAGAGCUGGCGAAUAUUCAAGAGAGCGUGGCGGCACCACCGUUGGUGGAACUAGCACAUCGAGUAGGAAUGCAAGUUAUAUACACUGAUAAUAUAAACGAAGAGGUGGAUGAAAAUAUAGACCUAUUGAAGACGGCUCUAGAGAAUGUGGUGAUGGAUGCUGAUAGGUUAAGGACAACAACAGCUGAAAGAGUUGUGGGAUUACUUAAUCCUUUGCAAUGUUUGAAGUUUUUGAGUGCUGCAGCUCAACUACAAUUGAGGGUUAGGAUGAUGGGAAUGCAAAGAGAAGCUGAGAGGCAACAGCAACAGGAUAAUGAGAAUUCAAAUGGUUGCUAAUUAAUUAGCAAGUUUAUUUGCUUUUGAGACCAUGUUGUAGUUCGAAAUCUUCAAAAAUGUGUUUGUUUUGUGCAUGUUGGAAUUGUCAAAAUAAUUCACUUUUGAAUGAUCAUAUUUUCAGGGAAUCUGAA
This is a messenger RNA of Solanum dulcamara, 892 nucleotides long. Its product is annotated as protein ZW2-like. The coding region runs from base 18 to 761 and encodes 247 amino acids. Gene Ontology annotation, molecular function: sequence-specific DNA binding. Gene Ontology annotation, biological process: DNA-templated transcription. The transcript has 2 exons. The record is from RefSeq and is a predicted model, not a curated record. NCBI's taxonomy places the organism in Eukaryota, Viridiplantae, Streptophyta, Magnoliopsida, Solanales, Solanaceae.